AUGGCUCCACAACCCCGGCUUGAUCCAAAUUCUACAUAUCCAGUUACACCAACAAAACCACGACUCAACAUUGCCGAGUUCGAUAUCUGGUUUCUCGAGUUUUCUAACACGUAUAACCUCAAUCUCAGGCGGUCUCCUCCAGACUUAUCACCGCACAAGAAGCGAUCCUUACCCUAUUAUCCGGAAUUACAAUAUUAUGAGCUUUUGAAAGUCCAAUACUUCAAGGGGAAGCAUGAGCUCAUACAAGACUUGUUUGCCCAGGGGGCAAAAGCCAUUUACAGCAAAUGGAUAAAGAAACCACGGGCAGAACCUGGAGUUACUCCUUUCCCCAGCCAGCUCCCUCGAGCAACCUCUGAGCCUGAGCGCUGUGAACUGCUCACGCUGCUGAAGGCUAUUCUCGAGGAUAUUGGCUCCGUAAAUGUCUCCCGCCGUUCUUCCGUUGUGACCUCAGUUUCUUAUCAAGUUUAUGAUGAGCCUUUAUCUUCCGCAAGAGAUCAACGCUCUAAGCGUUACUCUGAUGGAUGGCGAGGAAGCCCUUCCCCUAAAAGGAAUAGGAGUGUGCCCUCGGAUAUCGACACAGAGUGUGAUCCUGAUGACGAACGGCCACCUAGUGUACUUUCUACUCUCGAUAGGGGCCGCGUACUUACAGCUAGUCCUGCUCCUAGCCAACUAUCGUCGAUACAGGCACCGAAUCUCUCAAGAUUAAGUCGAAAUGGGGAUCCAUAUAAGGCGGAAAUCACACCAAAUACCAGCAAAUCAACAUUUGCAUCGCGAGUAUUUUCAGAUCAUGACGACAACCAACCCCUUCUAGUAUCUCAACAGACGCAAACCACUGUGAUGGCGAGCAAUCCGGAGAGCAUAAAACCUUAUCCUUUCCCACCGUCACUAGCAAUCGGAUCUGAUUCGGAUUCUUUUGCACCAUCUUCUGGUACGGAAAGAGCCCUACAAAUCUCAUUCGACCGUCACGAACUUCUUCAACAGAACAUGAGGGAGUUUCUAAAAAACGGAUCAUCGACAUACUCCGACUUCGACUAUUCGGAGCAGGAAACCACGCGCCCUGCUACUCCUUCUCCCCCGUCUCAUAUGCGUCCUACUGAUCCGCUUCCGGCUAUUCAACGUCCGGCAUCUCCAACAGUUUCUCCCCCGCUCUCUCCCGAAGGUGAAAAAUUAACUAGUGCGCCACCACGUGAGGUAUAUGGAAAUAGUCAAGGAUUUGAGCAUCGACUUCAUGAUGUCUGGGCUCAUCUUCCUGAUCAUUAUGAUCGCAGCCCGUUCGUGGUUCGCUGGGAAAUUCUCCGAAUUGCCCUUCACUGCCAAGUACGGAUGGAAGACCUACGCAUUGAAUAUGAUCCCUCGUGGACCGACCAAAGGACACUAUGGGCAAGGCUUCGAGCUUUGCCUGUAUUCCAGGGAAAGUCCUUUCCUGAAAAAACCCGACCCGAAGCUUGGAAAGCAGCCCUGAAUGAUGAAUUUGCUACCAGAGACCAAGUAGUUGUGCUUACGGCGUCACUCACAGCGAACCCGUCAAAGAAUGGACCACCAUUUCUUCUCAAGCUCAACCCUUUGAAGUUGGAUCUACCUCAUCGCUUAAGUCGUAGAUUUGGAUCAGACCGCUUUCUCGAACUUGUGAUACCGUCGUUGAGUUCCCAGGAUGUUAGAAGGUUCGGCGAGUCCGCCAUAGAAAGCAUUCAGCGCUGGCUAAUCGAUGGACCGCAUGUACUUCUUGGUCGUGUAUGGACUGCAUUUUUUCUUAAAGAGGCCUUGCCUAAGAAAAUUAGCAAUGAGAACGCUCCGGGACCUCAGUCUAAGACAGUACACCAAGAACGGAUAUACCUCUUUGCUGAAGAUGGCAACGACUUCCGCCGCCCAGCAACAGGGGCAUCUUGUUCGCCAAAGGGCGAACCUGUGGAUAUGCAUACGCGGAUGAGCCGAGGGGAGCUUAUUGAUUGGCUUUUACAAGUGCCUAACAAUCAGACCCAGCCGGUACUGAAACUUUUUCAACGUAUUACGCUAGGCCUAAGUCGUACACACCCAACUGUCGUUCUCCGGCCCGAGCAGAUUCGACACCAACCUGAGGAUAUUCUGUCCCCUAUCAACAAAGUCAUGAAUGACGGUAUUGCCCGCAUGUCCUAUGGCCUCGCACGAGCUAUACGUGAUAUGAUGGGGUUUUGGAUUCGAGAUACUACUGACACUAGUGACACAAUAUGGAUAGAAACAAGACCCUCCCAACGUAAAUGGAAUUGCGACUACAUUGAAGAUGACCAUCGUACAUUCGAAGUCCUCAGCGAAUCUAGGGAGAUUAAAUCUGCGAGUCUUAAUCUUCAACUCCUACCUAUUCUUGAAGACCGAGCCAUCAAUGCAACUCAAAUGAAGAUUCAAGUUGGGAACUUCAUGAAAGACAGCCUUAAAAGAGAUCUCGACGCCCAAAAGGCCGCUAUGCAAGAUCCUACUCAAUUCAGGCUAUGGGUUUAUGAGAACUCCCCGACAAGUCGCCGAAUGGAGCGUACAAAGCAUUGUCAGGUGCCAUUCACAGCUGGCCUUCCGAAUAGUCGUGAGGACAUAAUGGCCUUUCUUCUAGAUAGCGGGUUCGACCCCACUAAAUUGCAAUUUCUGAGCGAAAUUGCUUGGAACUUGCGAGUAGAAAAAUGCCAGGAACUUAAGGAGCGGCUUCAUGUGAGGGUCGGACGUUCUACCUAUGCCUAUAUGGUUGUCGACUUCCUCGGGAUUUUAGAGGAGGAUGAAGUACACCUUGGAUUCUCUUCCAAGUUUACCGAUGAACACUCCGGAUUUUCCGAAACCUUCCUCCAUGGAAUAGACGUAUUAGUUGCUCGUACACCUGCGCAUUAUCCCAGCGAUAUCCAAAGAGUAAAAGCAGUCUUUAAACCCGAACUGGGGUCGUUGAAGGAUGUCAUCAUUUUUUCAACAAAGGGUAACAUACCCCUGGCUGAGAAGCUGUCUGGUGGUGAUUACGACGGCGACACUGCCUGGGUAUGUUGGGAGCCAACAAUUGUGAACAACUUCCACAACGCAGACAUGCCCGACGCCCCAGAUCUGUUCCAACAAGGCGUCAUACGCAAGGAGACUCUGACUUAUCGCGACCUUGCUGGAGCCAGCGACAUUACUUCGAAGUUCCUUUUAAGGGCCUUUAAAUUCAACCUACAACAGAAUCUACUUGGUAUGUGCACUAACUACAAGGAGAAGUUAUGCUAUACACGAAAUUCAGUGCAAGACGAAUCAGCAAUCCUCCUAAGUACAUUGAUCAGCAAUUUAGUCGAUCGGGCCAAACAGGGUAUCAUUUUUACGGACCAGGACUGGGCUCGACUACGCAAACGAAUAAGCAGGUUUGAUCCACCAGAUCCUCAAUACAAAAAGAAUAGUUGGAGUCUUCAAGGCAAGCCAACUCACAUAAUCGACUUUGUGAAAUUCGGUGUCGGGCAGCCCAUAGUUGAGGAGGAGCUAAAAACUUUUCAGGAGUCCCUUAAUCAAGCAGAACUUUAUGACAAGGACCUUGUAAGGUAUUAUCAAUACUACGAAAAGUUCCAAAGGCCAUUUACUGAACGUAAAGAGGCCGUAAAAAAAUUGACUUGGGAAAGGGUUUUAGAAAAGCUUAGGAAGGAUAUUGAUGUUGUUGCCCAAGAAUGGCCGAAUCGUCGUGGCGAAUGGGAUGCUAAGCUUACUAGCCUCUAUGACAAAUGGCAGGAAAUCAAGCCAACAGACGAGGUAAAGUCAGAUACAGUCAAAUCUCUGCUACUUCAAGAGGACCAAGCCAAGGUUGGCCUUUCAAGCUGGGACUUAUUGAAGGCAUCCUUUGCCUUUGGGAUGUACUACAACAAAUAUCCGAAAUUUGUCUGGUAUAUAGCUGGCAAACAACUAGCAUAUCUGAAGGCUACGUACAGCAGCCAGGAAGCAGGUGCUCCGCCUGUUCUCAUGACCCCCGGCAUGUACGCAGGCUCACGGCCUGACAACAGGUAUGCGCGAGUCCUGGCGGCUAGGAGUGAAGGGCGUAACUUAGUCGAGAGCGAAGCAAUCGACGAAGAAACGGCCACGUCCCUAUCAGACGGAGAGGUCUAA
Molecule: messenger RNA, 4071 nt
Organism: Daldinia caldariorum
Lineage: Eukaryota; Fungi; Ascomycota; Sordariomycetes; Xylariales; Hypoxylaceae
Product: RNA dependent RNA polymerase-domain-containing protein
Exons: 4
Coding region: 1-4071 (1356 amino acids)
Biological process (GO): siRNA processing
Cellular component (GO): nuclear RNA-directed RNA polymerase complex
Molecular function (GO): RNA-directed RNA polymerase activity
Source: RefSeq, a predicted model, not a curated record